This is a messenger RNA of Colletotrichum abscissum, 474 nucleotides long. RefSeq lists its product as uncharacterized. The record is from RefSeq and is a predicted model, not a curated record. Bases 1 to 474 code for a protein of 157 amino acids. The transcript has 4 exons. Lineage: Eukaryota; Fungi; Ascomycota; Sordariomycetes; Glomerellales; Glomerellaceae.
AUGAGAUCCAAAAGCGCAGGCUGGGGAGAACAGACGUCGUCCCGUCAGAUCACACCAGAGGUCUUUGAUGAUGAAAGGCCGUUCAUGGCAAUUCCCGGUCAUUCCGUGAUGGCAUCGGCACAUCAGCAAACCAUUAGGCGACACGGACGACGAUGGUCCUUCUCAGAUCCUGUGCCGAUGACGACUAUGUCGCCGAUGAUGGCGAGGAUUGUAGAUCGAUUUUUACGACGAACAAAGAACUGGAAAGGCGCGUCGGUAAUGGCGAAAGCGAUCUCUUCAGAAGCCCGACGUUGCGAGCCGAACCCAGGUCAAGGUUGGCGGAUACUCUGGCAAUCAUCCGAGACAAAGGGAUAUCUCGACGCAGGCGCGGUUGAUCGGUCCCCUUCCGGUAGACUGCUUAUUCGAUGCAUAGAAGAGCGAUCAGCUGAUGAUAGCGACAGUAGCAAGUGCAGCAAGGUAUUCUCGCUCGGCUAA